This is a messenger RNA of Carassius carassius (crucian carp), 2274 nucleotides long. It is a transcript of the gene pum3, whose product is annotated as pumilio RNA-binding family member 3. Gene Ontology annotation, molecular function: mRNA binding. Gene Ontology annotation, biological process: regulation of translation. The transcript is spliced from 17 exons. Lineage: Eukaryota; Metazoa; Chordata; Actinopteri; Cypriniformes; Cyprinidae. Gene Ontology annotation, cellular component: nucleolus. The record is from RefSeq and is a predicted model, not a curated record. Bases 83 to 1888 code for a protein of 601 amino acids.
CUGUCGCAAACGGGUUCUCUUACGACAGCCGUGUGGACUUCAGAUGCCGUAAAGUGAUUUGUCUCUACACACAUGGUCCAGUAUGGAGACCAAACCGAAAAAGAAGUCGUUUUCGCCCAGAGACGGGAAGAAACCAUCAUUCAAGCCGAAAGGUAAACCAGGAGGAAAACCUCAGGGCAAACGACCAUUCAAACCUCACAACACUGACAAAGCAAAGAGCUUUAAAAGAUCAGCUGGAGAUGGAGGACCGCGGAAAUUCAACAGAAAACCAGCAGAUGGAAAGUUCACAAAGAAGAGAAAACACCCUGGAAGCAAAGAUGAAGAAGGCCCUGAAGGGAAGAAACCUAAAUGGGGUGAAUUCAAACAAAAGAAGAAAGAGUUGAAGCAGAAUCGCCAGCAGAACGAGAAAAAAGAGAGUUACCAGAUUGUCAGCAGAGCAAAGCAAGUGUGGGAGAUUGUAAGACGGAAAGACUGUGACAAGCAAAAAAGGGUCAAACUGAUGAAAGAACUACAGACUCUUGUGAAGGGCAAAAUUAAAACAAUUGCCUUUGCUCAUGAUUCCACGCGAGUGCUUCAGUGUUUUAUUCAGUUCGGCAGUGACCAGCAGAGACAGGAGGUCUUCGAGGAACUCAAAGAGCACAUCGUGGAGUUGAGUAAAUCGAAAUAUGCUAGAAACAUUGUGAAAAAGUUUCUAAUGUAUGGGAGUAAACAGCAGGUGGGGGCAGUGAUGUCGGCUUUUAAAGGGAACGUCAGACAGAUGCUCAGGCACUCCGAGGCGUCUUCAGUAGUCGAGUACGCUUACAACGACAAGGCCAUCCUGUCCCAGAGACUCAUGCUCACCGAGGAGCUCUACGGAAACACAUUCCAAGUCUGCAAGUCCUCAGUUUGUCCAACGCUAGAGAAGGUUUUGGAAGCAAAUCCAGAGAAGUUAGACGGCAUCAUGGAUGAAAUGAAGCAGAUCCUCACACCCAUGGCUCAGAAGGAGGCCGUCAUCAAACACUCGUUGGUCCACAAAGUUUUUCUGGACUUCUUUGAGCACGCUCCAGCCAAACAGAGAACGGAGAUGAUCGAGUCCAUCAGAGAGGCGGUGGUGUACAUGGCACACACACAUGAUGGAGCCAGAGUCACCAUGCACUGUUUAUGGCACGGCACACCCAAGGACCGAAAAGUUAUAGUAAAAACAUUGAAAUCAUACAUUGCCAAAUUUGCAAUGGGUGAAUAUGCUCAUCUUGUACUAUUGGCUGCAUUCGAUUGCAUUGAUGACACCAAGUUGGUUAAACAAAUCAUCAUCUCAGAAAUGUUAAGUUCCUUAUCUGAAGUAAUUGGCAAUAAAUCUGGUAAAAAGGUGUUGCUUUACCUGCUGAGCCCGAGAGACCCUGCCCAUUUCUUACCUGAGAUCAUUCAGGUGCUUGAGAAAGGUGACGGCAACGCACACAGUAAGAAGGAUGUGGCGAUCCGGAGGAAGGAGCUGCUGGAGGCCGUGUCUCCUCCUCUGCUGAAGUACCUGUGUGAGAACGCUCAGUCUAUGGUCAUGGAUAAAGCCUGCAGCGUGGCUGUGAGUGACAUCCUGGGCGCCGCCAUCGGAGAUCUCAGACCUGCCAUGGAGGCAGUGGCGGCUCUGGCAGCCGGACCCCUCACACCGGGAGGAGAAGAUGGCCAGCUUCAUAUGGCAGAGCACCCCGCUGGUCAUCUGGUGUUGAAAUGGUUGAUCGAGCAGGAUGCUAAGAUGAAGGAGGCAGAGAGAGAAGGCAAGUACAGAAGGUCAAACCCUGACACACUCGCGUCACGGACUCACAGCUUUGGGCUAAAAAGCUUGAUGGGAAUUUUGAGGAUACUUUUAAUUUCCUUUUUAAUUCUUAGAAGUAAUUUUCUUUAUGUACAGUACUAAAAACAAAUUGAGCAGUGUCCCAAUGUGAGCUGAUGUUUUACAUCAUGUCCUGCCUUGUUUUAUUCGCCAGAGCGUUUCUCCAGGAUUCUUCUGCAGAAGGUCGGGCUGGAGAACCUCAAGACGUGGGCUUCAGUCAACCGUGGUGCCAUUGUUCUUUGUUGCCUUCUCCAGAGUGCAGAUGAAAGUGUUGCUGAAGAAGUGAAAGUCAUGCUGAAAUCCAUCCUUCCUGAACUACAGAAGGUCCAGAACUCAAAAGGAGUUGAGGUUCUGCUGGAAAAGCUGGCCUGAUCUGCCAAAUCAGUUUUGUUUUGUUAGUUUAUUCUUUCCUUUGGAAUUUUAAUUGAAUUUAUAUACUGAUGUAUGUAAAUACAGAACACUCACAAACA